AUGACGGAGAAAGCGCGCUGGAAGGUUGUAGGCGGCGGGGACAAGGGUGGAAUUCUCGUUCGUGAGAAGAAGGAGACCAGCUCGGAGCAGCUUGACGCCAGACUUGCCACCCAUGCAGUUGUGGAGGAGCUGCAGCUUUCGGGCGAGCGUCUCAACUUCCGAAAACUUGAGGGGGAGGGCCCUGAGACUGGCUGGGUAAGCAUCAGGCUAAAGGGCAAAGAGCUCCUGGUUCCCCUGGACGCAGAGAAUGUGGUAGCCAGGAAGCCUGCAGCUACCUCAAAAAGUUUGAAGCGGCCAUAUGCCAUCGCUGUGGUGGGUGCCACGGGCUUCACAGGACGUCUGAUGGUCGAACAUCUGGACGCUCUCUUUACCGGCGGACACGCCAAAGAAAGCUCGAAAACCUGGGUCAUCGCCGGUCGGAACCUGAAAAGGUUGCAGGCUUUGGCUUCUUCUUGCUCAACUGUACCAGAGGUGCUCGUGGCGGACAGUGAAGCUUCUCUGGAAGAGGUUGCCCGCCAAUGCAUUGUCCUUGUCGCGGCCGCAGGCCCGUUCUCCCAAUGUGGGGAAAUGGUGCUCCGUGCCUGCGUGAAGAACCACACGCACUACGUCGACAUUACUGGUGAGACGAUUUGGAUGCACGACAUGCUGGACCGUUAUCACGAGGAGGCGAGGCAGAAAGGCCUCCUUCUCGUUCAGGCAGCAGCACAGGUCUGUGCGAUUGAUGACAUCAACUGUUACCUUUUGGCAAAGAAGCUGGGGCCGUUGAAGCAGUUUCGUGAAUACUUCUUCAGUUACGGUGGGAUGACAGGAGGGACCUUUGCCAGCAACACUGCAUUCAUGGAGGGGAUGACAGCGGAGAAGCUGAAGGUCUACAACGAUCCAUUCAACCUCGGAGGCCAGCGAUCCGGAGGUGUGCAGCCCGAGGAUCAUGAUUGCUCCGAGACUGCGCAGGAUCCCAUCUACCCCUCCCUAUGGUUGCAGCCGGCAUACAACGGACACACUGGGGGCCGUGUUAUUCGGCGCAGCUGCCAGCUGUUUGAAGACUUUGGAGGCGAUUCCGCUGCACGUUAUGGAAAAGAUCUGCGUGUCAUCAUCCGCGAUGCGGCCACGAGCAAGCGUGCGGGCGAGAAGGCCACCGAGGCGAUGGCCCCAAUCCGCAGCAUAGAGGCUGCGAAGUUUGCCGCAGGCCUCAUGAAGAUGCAAGUGGCUCAGGGUCAGAUGCCCAAGCCUGGAGAAGGGCCCCCACCAGAGACGCGAGCCCAAUUUUAUUCCGAGGUUUUUGCUGUCGGGGAGGCCGAAGAUGGGAGGUGGGCCCAUGUUCACUACACGGGAGGGGAAGCCUAUGAGGUGACAGCCAUGGCUGCUGUCACUGGUGCUCUGGUGAUCGUGGAGGAAGAGGAAGCCAUGCAACCCUUGAGGCGUGGAGGCAUUCUGACUCCAGCUUUCGCUUUUCACGGCACGACCUACGUACAUCGCUUGGCGGCCUGCGCUUUUGCGGUGAAGACUGGCAGGCGGAUGACCUUCAAGCUCUCAGAUGGCAAGCCUGGCGAGGAGGUCCUGAAGGAAGCGACCAUGCGCAAAACCAAGAGUGCCUGGCAGGGCCAGGCUGAGAUGAGCACAGGGAAGCUGCGAGCCUGGGCGUAA
Symbiodinium necroappetens is the source of this 1644-nucleotide messenger RNA. Lineage: Eukaryota; Dinophyceae; Suessiales; Symbiodiniaceae. The record is from the annotation of a GenBank genome assembly.